Messenger RNA from Camellia sinensis, 3733 nucleotides. RefSeq names its product serine/threonine-protein kinase/endoribonuclease IRE1a. Lineage: Eukaryota; Viridiplantae; Streptophyta; Magnoliopsida; Ericales; Theaceae. Gene Ontology annotation, cellular component: IRE1-TRAF2-ASK1 complex. Gene Ontology annotation, molecular function: protein serine/threonine kinase activity; ATP binding; RNA endonuclease activity. The record is from RefSeq and is a predicted model, not a curated record. Gene Ontology annotation, biological process: intrinsic apoptotic signaling pathway in response to endoplasmic reticulum stress; mRNA processing; protein phosphorylation.
ACUCUGUCUUAGUUCUGCUUAUCCGGAAUCCUUUAGAUUCAAGAGCUUUUCUCCAAAUCUCCAACUUUGUAUUAACUCUUUCUCUAGUCUCAUCCACUAGUACUAUAUCGUCUGCAAAAAACAUACACCAUGCCACGUCAUCCUAGAUAUUUCUCGUCAACUCAUUCAUAGCUAAAAUAAAAAGAUAAGGAUUUGAGGUAGAUCUUUGGUGUAAUCCUACAGUAAUAGGAAAUUCAUUUAUUUCUCCAGCAAGCGAUUUAAUAGUGGUCACCACCCCUUCAUACAUGUCCCUAAUUACAUCAAUGUAACUUUUUGUCACCCUUUUCUUUGUUAACACCCACUAUAUUAUAUCCCGAGACAUUCUAUUAAAUGCUUUCUCAAGGUCAAUAAACACUAUAUGAAUGUUUCUUUUCUUUUUUCUAUACUUUUCUAUUACUCUCCUCAAAAGAUAGAUCGCUUCCAUUGUUGACCUACCAGGCAUAAACCCAAAUUGAUUCUCUGACACCUCUGUUAUAUCUCACAAUCGGCGUUCUAUCACCCUCUCCCACACUUUCAUUACAUAACGCAUUACCUUGAUUCUUCUAUAGUUAUUGCAAUUCUAGACAUCUCCUUUAUUCUUAUAGAUUUGCACUAAAAUACUCUUCUUCCACUCAUCUGGCAUGCUCCUAGUCAACAAAAUUUUACUAAACAACCUAGUCAACCAAGCAACUCCCUUUUUUCCUAAUGAAAGAAUUUAUUUCUUGUUAAUACAUUUUUUCCAGUUAUGAUUUUAUUUAUUUAUAAUUUCUAUCCCCGUGUUUUUCUAGUUUCUUUAUGCUAUGUCCUUUGUGAAGUGGGUGGAUUAAAUCAUUCAAAACAAUAUGAAUGGAAGAGAAUUUAUAUGGCUAGAAGAGUUUGAAUAUAGAACUAAGGAAUUUUAGGAUGCUCCAUAAUACCCUAUGGCCUAUUUUGGGAAGUGGCUAAAAUAGCCAAAAAUCCACUACAAAAAGUCAACUCACUCUCUGUACUUUUUUGCACGUCUUUUCAUAAAAAGCCGAAAAGCCACUUCCCAAAAACAACCCUAUGUGCUGUUUUUCAAGCCGUUCCCAUAUUUAGUUUGUUCUACUAAGGGCAACUGUGCAGAAUUUGCAAAGAUGGCAAGGGGCAUGUCAGGUCCUGUUUGGUUUGGCUAUUUCAGCCAACAAAACCUUGUCCAUUUGGUAAUGGCUUAUUUAGCCGACAAAAGAGAAAAAAGCAACUUUCCCACUUACAAAAAUAAACUGAAAGAGACCAUUGAAGAAUUCAUCAGCAUCACACCACUUAUAGCAGAUGACGGAGGGAUUGUACUUGGAUCCAAAAAAACUACUGUGUUUCUGGUUGAUGCUAAGACUGGAAGGCUAAUCUACACUUACAGGUUGUCUGAUGAGAAGAGUGUGUUAAACAGCACUACCUUUAAUGAACAGGGACAGUCUGGUUCUCUGAACCUUAACCCUGAUGAGCUGCCUCUUUACAUCACAAGAACUGAUUAUUCACUAAAGUCUUUUGUUCUAAAUGCGGAGAAAGUUCUGUGGAACAUGACAGUUUCUGAAAUUGGGGCGGCUUUUCUUUGUCAAGACAUUGAGAAUUCAUUUAGUGGGGCCCUUUCAGAUCCAGGAUAUGGAUUCCCUUCUGAACCUGGUGUUCACUUUAAUAUGCCAUUGCCAUGUCAAUCAAAGGCUAUUGUCUACCGCUUUCGCAGUCAUAAUAUGUUAGAACCCUUUUAUAAGCCUAAUAUGCUAUCUGAAGCUCAUGAUCAAGAUGUGAUGCUCCCAGUGCUUCAAGCCAAGGGUGAUAAGAUACUUUCACUGCCUUCUCCAAAUCUUUUUCACAAUAGUGACAGUGAUCUAGUGCCAUCUUUGGCUCAAAUGACUGAAAAUUUGGUGAUCUCUGGUAUGCAAGAUGUGAAUGGUGGACUGAACCUACAUUCUGAAAGGCCUAAUGCAUUGUCUUUCAUUUCUUUUGUCAUCAUUCUCGUGGGCUUUGUCACAUACCGCUGUGCUUUAGUGACUAGAAAAGACAUUGAGUCGAAUAAGCAGCCCAGUUCUUUAAAUGCAAGAACUGUGUCUCCAAAAAGGAAGAAGAAUCGGAAGUCAGGAAAGAAUAGUGGCAUUGUUGAGGACAAAAACACCUCAUAUGGUGAUGGAUAUACUUCCUCUGAGAGUGGUAACAGACCAUGGUUGAAACUAAACACAUCAGUGCAUGGUGACACAGAUGGACGCACAAUUGGGAAACUAUUUGUCUCCAAUGUAGAAAUUGCUAAGGGGAGCAAUGGUACCAUUGUCCUUGAGGGAAUUUAUGAAGGUCGUCCGGUUGCUGUAAAACGUCUUGUCAAGACCCAUCAUGAUGUUGCCUUUAAAGAAAUCCAGAAUCUUAUUGCAUCCGACAGACAUCCAAAUAUUGUUCGAUGGUAUGGAGUGGAAUCUGAUCAAGAUUUUGUGUAUCUGGCACUGGAGCGUUGCACUUGCAGUUUAGGAGAUCUAAUUGAGAUGUACUCAGAGACUUCGGAAAUACCAACCUUUACUGAGGAUCAACCUACAGGAGCUAUGAUAGAGUAUAAAGUCCGCUUGGACUCAAUGAGGAGCAUUAUGCAGGAUGUUAAAUUGUGGAAAGCAAAUGGCUAUCCUUCACCUAUGUUACUGAAAUUGAUGAGAGAUGUGGUUUCUGGGCUUGUGCAUUUACAUGAAUUGGGAAUAAUUCAUCGGGACUUAAAGCCUCAAAAUGUAUUGAUAAUUAAAGAAAGAUCUCUAUGUGCAAAGCUUUCUGAUAUGGGUAUCAGCAAACAUCUUGUUGGGGAUGUGUCUUCCUUGGGCCAUCAUGCUACUGGUUAUGGAAGUGCAGGAUGGCAAGCUUCUGAACAGCUUCUCCAAGGACGCCAAACUCGAGCAGUUGAUAUGUUCAGCUUAGGUUGUGUUCUCUUUUACUGCAUCACUGGUGGUAGACAUCCAUUUGGUGAUCGUUUCGAACGUGACAUCAAUAUUGUUAAGAACAAAGCGGACCUCUUCUUAGUGGAGUAUAUUCCAGAAGCUGUGGAUCUGAUAUCGCGUUUAUUGGAUCCUAAUGCUGAAUUGAGGCCAAAGGCAUUGGAGGUGUUUCAUCAUCCUUUGUUUUGGAAUUCUGAGAUGCGAUUAUCAUUUUUCCGUGACACGAGCGACAGAGUAGAGUUGGAAGAUAGGGAGACUGACUCUGUUCUUCUAAAAGCAUUAGAAAGUAUAGCUCCUGUGGCUUUGGGCACCAAAUGGGAUGAAAAGAUGGAACCUGCAUUCCUUAAUAAUAUUGGACGGUACAGGCGUUAUAAGUUCAACAGUGUUCGCGACCUACUUCGGGUGAUGAGAAACAAGUUAAAUCAUUAUAGAGAACUCCCUAUUGAAAUACAGGAAAUCUUAGGACCAGUACCUGAUGGAUUUGAUGACUAUUUCGCAAGUCGCUUCCCAAAACUGUUGAUUGAAGUAUACAAAGUUAUGUACAAAUAUUGUGGGGAAGAAGAAUGUUUUCAAAAGUACUUCAAAAGCAAUGCAGUUUGAGUCUUUACUCCAAGAGGCUGCCUUGUAAAGGCUCAUGGUCUGCACAAAAUAGUUGGUAUCCAAGUAACUACUGAUGGUAUGAUAUUUGGUAUUUAUAGUUCAUCAAUUGUAAAUAGUGUAUGCAUGUAAUUAUGGCUGUCACUGAAUGAUGUAUCAAUUAACCGUUUAAUCUAAUUAGCUUUUAUAAUCCCGUA